CGGGUGGGUAGCAACAGUUGCCCCGGUGAGGACGAAGCGCCAUAGCCACGGUAGCCCUGGCGACAAGAACCCAGCAACGAGAAUCAACAACAACAGCCUGAAUCCUUGAAAAAAAUAAAAACAAAAAUACCGGUGGGAAAUUCACUUGGAAUCAGAGUGUCUGGGGCCCAGUUCUCGUGAUGGCCACGACAGGCUACGUUGGGGAGUUGCAGCCCGUGACGACCCAGCCCCAAGGGGCAGCGAGUGGGAGUGUGACGGUGGCCGGACAGUCCUCAGCCUCCGCUGCCCCACACACCGUGGUAGCUCCUACGCAGCAGUUCCUGGCCGAGCUUCAGACCACGGUGGGGGCUCCUGCAGCCGCAGCAGGACAAACCACACCCCCUGUACAAGCCACUCCCACAGCGGCACAGAAGACAGCAGUUGUCCAGGUGGCACCCACACAGGCUCCUCCCCCCCAGACCCAGUAUGUGACGGCUGAGAUCCAGGGUUCCUCAUCACAGGCCAACAACGCCCAGAACGCCCCCCAGUACAUCGUAGUCACCGUCACAGAGGGCUCUCUCCAUUCAAGUGACUCUGUGUCUGACUCCAGCCCUCCUCCAGCUGUGGUACAGCAGACUGGGGUUCCCACACAGGUGGUGCAGCAGGUGCAAGCAGCCCAGCAGAGGUCAGUGGUGCAGGCAACGUCCCAGAUCACAGCCAAGACUGAACAGGGUAUCACCACCCAGCUGAGUGUCACCAACCUGCAGCCCAUCCACCUCACUCAGGAGGUGCAGCAGCAGCUCCAGCAGGUGCCAGUGCAGCAUGUGUACACCAAUCAGGUGCAGUAUGUUGAAGGAGGAGACAACAACUACACCACCAGCACAAUUCGUUCAGGCAGCUUCACCUACACAGACACCCCUUUGUACACUCAGACCACCGCCGCCCCUUACUACGAAGCCCCUCCCACUUCUGGCUCACAGGUCCCCACCACCGGCACACCCCUGACCGUCUCCGUGACAACGGGCUCCACCGGUGGUGUGUCUAUGUACGUGGCUGGCACAGGCCAGAUCGUGGCCAAUCCGGCGGCCGCCACUGGGGGUGGGGCGACAGUGGUGGCGACAGGGGGAACGGCCAAUGGGACUGGGGAAGGGGUGGGGGCUAAUGGAAGCGGGGGCAGCUAUGUGAUCCAGGGGGGGUACAUGCUGAGCGGCAACAGUCAGGGGGGCUACUCCUCCCACAACGCCCGCUCCUCUCCUGCCACCGUCAGUACAACAGAGGGCGAGGAGGGUAGUGGCGUACCGUCGGCAGACAAAAAGGUGCAGUGGCUGCUAGAUAACUAUGAGACAGCUGAAGGGGUCAGUCUGCCUCGCUCCACCCUCUACUGCCACUACCUGCUGCACUGCCAGGAGCAGAAGCUGGAGCCCGUCAACGCUGCCUCCUUUGGGAAGCUGAUCAGAUCCGUGUUCAUGGGGCUACGCACGCGCCGCCUGGGCACCCGGGGGAACUCCAAGUACCACUAUUACGGCCUGAGAAUCAAGGCCUGCUCCUCUCUGAUCCGACUGAUGGAGGACCAGCAGCACCUGGCCAUGAGACAGCAGCCCUUCUCUCAGAAACAGAGGUUGAAGCCGGUGCAGAAGGUGGAGGGGAUGACCAAUGGCACGGCGGCAGGCUCGGGCCAACAGCAGCAACAGCAGGGGGCGGGGCUCUCUGACAUCAGCUCCCAAGUGCAGCAGUACCAGCAGUUCCUGGACGCGUCUCGGACCCUCCCAGAGUUCCCUGACCUUGACCUGCAGGGGAAGGCCCUACCGGAGGGCAUAGAACUGGAGCACAUCAAGAGCUUCCAGCUGCUGUAUCGGGAACACUGUGAGGCUAUUCUGGACGUGACGAUCAACCUGCAGUUCACCCUGGUGGAGACCCUGUGGAAGACCUUCUGGAGGUUUGAAGAGAGCCCGAGUGGAGACACUGGCACACUGGCUGUACAUGAUGAGUCUGAGAAGCGCCUGCCUAAGGACUGUCUAGUGAUCCUGUGUAAGUACGACCCUGUGCUCCGCUGGAGCCGCGACUGUGACAACACCCUGUACCAGGGCCUGGUGGAGAUCCUCAUCCCCGACGUGCUGCGGCCCAUCCCCAGUGCCUUAACUCAAGCCAUCCGCAACUUUGCCAAAAGUCUGGAGAGUUGGUUGACCAACGCUAUGAUGAACAUCCCAGAAGAGAUGGUCCGCAUUAAGGUAACGUCAGCCAGUUCGUUUGCCCAGACGCUGCGCAGGUACACCUCUCUGAACCACCUGGCCCAGGCAGCCAGGGCCGUGCUACAGAACACAGCUCAGAUAAACCAGAUGCUCAGCGACCUCAACCGUGUGGACUUCGCCAACGUUCAGGAGCAGGCGUCGUGGGUGUGUCGCUGUGAGGACCGUGUGGUGCAGCAGUUGGAGCAGGACUUCAAGCUGACCCUGCAGCAGCAGAACUCUCUGGAGCAGUGGGCUGCCUGGCUGGACGGGGUGGUCUCCCAGGUCCUAAAGCCCUACCAGGCCAGCGCUGCCUUCCCCAAGGCAGCCAAGCUCUUCCUGCUCAAGUGGUCCUUCUACAGUUCCAUGGUGAUCAGAGACCUGACUCUGCGUAGUGCUGCCAGCUUUGGAUCCUUCCACCUGAUCAGACUGCUGUAUGAUGAGUACAUGUACUACCUGAUAGAACACAGAGUGGCCCAGGCUAAAGGAGAGACACCCAUCGCUGUCAUGGGAGAGUUCGCCAGUCUUGGCAGGAGUUUGAACCCACUGGAUCCAGACAAAGAAGAGGAAGAGGAGGAGGAAGAGGAGAGCGAUGACGAGUGUCAGGAGCUGUCUCUGCCCUCUGACGGGGCGGGGCUGGGGGAGGAGUCUCUGGAGCCACCUACCAAGCUGGCCAGAACCGACCAGAGAGUACUCUUCACCACGGGCCAGGACUGAACACACACACACUGAUACACACAUGCACAAACACACUUACAUCCACAGACUGACUUACACAAAUACACACACAUAACCGCAUUGAUUGAUACACAUUUGUAUACACACAUACACCAAGAAACCCUUAUAUACACUAAUAUGUACACUAGAGGUUGACACGGGAGGGAAAAUUCAUUCCUGUUCCGUCUUGCCCUGUAAAUUAGUUUUCCUGUAAUGCCCGGAUCCCGUUUCUAUAACCCCGGAACUUUCCUGUCCCAUUCUGAUACUAAUCACUCCCGUCCCAUUCUGAUAGUAAUCGCUCCCGUCCCAUUCUGAUAGUAAUCACUCCCGUCCCAUUCUGAUAGUAAUCGCUCCCGUCCCAUUCUGAUAGUAAUCGCUCCCGUCCCAUUCUGAUAGUAAUCACUCCCGUCCCAUUCUGAUAGUAAUCGCUCCCGUCCCAUUCUGAUAGUAAUCGCUCCCGUCCCAUUCUGAUAGUAAUCGCUCCCGUCCCAUUCUGAUAGUAAUCGCUCCCGUCCCAUUCUGAUAGUAAUCGCUCCCGUCCCAUUCUGAUAGUAAUCGCUCCCGUCCCAUUCUGAUAGUAAUCGCUCCCGUCCCAUUCUGAUACUAAUCGCUCCCGUACCAUUCUGAUAGUAAUCGCUCCCGUCCCAUUCUGAUAGUAAUCACUCCCGUCCCAUUCUGAUAGUAAUCACUCCCGUAGAGUAGUGAUUGGCUCCAACUGAAGCGAGGCGUGAGAGUGAGCUGGAAGGAAGGAAAUUAUCAUUAUAUUUAGAUUUUUUUAAAUUAAGUAAACGGUAUUAGGCCUACACAGUUUAUUUGAAUGAAAUGCUCCACACAUUACAAUCCUGUGGAUUGUGGAUCCUGUGCUGUCCCGAACAUGACUCUAGAACUUCCCAUUCCUGACAGACCUGUUCCCGUGUCAACCUCUAAUGUACAGUUUCUACACACAUUUGAGUGUAGAUACUGUACACACACACACACACACACAAUGUUCAUACACUCAAUGAAAAUUGCUGCAGUCUCUACACAUAGAUGCUGACCCAUCAGUGCACACACACACAGACACACACUGACACUCACUGACACACACAGACACAGUCCCAAUAAGGUCUGUAUGGCACAAGGCUGCUGUAAGCACAGAUACCACACAUGCAUGGAUGUGCACACAAUCACCGGUCCGGCAUUGCUGGACAAAGGACACAGGGUGAACUUACACACACACAUCCGCCCGACCCAUGGAGUGAAGAGAAAGUGUCUGUUGUCACUUGGAUGGAUCUGUGUAUUGAACAAGGACCUGCCAUGUUUCUCUGUAUUGGUGUCACUGGCUGACAACAGGGCAGCGCAAUGUACAUGCCAACCUAAACUACCAUCCAACAACUGUCUGCUGUACCAAGGUGGUCCUGAAGAUGUGACGGUUAACAGUUUGUUCUCCCUUACCCAACCCUUCUGUAUAGGGAGGAACGGAGGGAGGAAGAGGAUGGAAGAGGAAAUGGCUGCUUACGAUUCUGCAGUUCUAGAUUGUCCAUUUAGCUGUCACUCUCAUGUCAAUCAAAGCCCAAGAGCCAGUCAGAAGGAGAUGGGGCGUGUGGGUGACAGCAGACAGACUGUAAAGAGAGUUGUUGUGUGUGUGUGUGUUUUUGAUGCCCGUGGGGUGUGUGUGUAUGUGUGUGUGUUUUUGAUGCCCAUGGUGUGUGUGCGUGUGCGUGCGUGUGUGCUGGGGUCCUACUGCUGUGCUGUAUUUUUAGGGUGUGAAUGAACAUGCGUGGAUUUUUGUGAUCGUGUGUGUGUCUUGUAACGUGUGUCUGGUUGUACGAUUGUUGAGUCUGUGCUUCAGAAGAAGUGUUGACUGUAUAUUUGGUGGAUAUUUUCAAAGGCAUUCAAAAUCAUUUUGGGUGAAUGUUUUUAUUGGUUCUUUUUAAUUUGAUUAGUUCCUUUCCUGAAAAAGAGUGGCAUGGUUUUGGGGGUUCCUGUCACAACCAUUCACACACGCACACAAAAUAUAAAACCCUGGUUUAAAGGUGUUUCCAUGUCAACCCCAUAGAUGUGGAAAAGUAGUCCCAUUAAUUUCUCUCAGCUGCAGUGUCCAUCUGCCUCUGCUGCUGAAUGUGCAGUUCCGUAAAGAGGGAUCAGUUCAAUAUAUAUUCCUGUUUGUGUUUUCAAGUGCUUCAUUGCCAUCUGUUUUAUUGGUUUCUGUUGAGACCUUUGUGGCCUCUUGUUGUCCACACGUCAUUGCGCCAGUCUUAUUUUUUAUGUUUGUUUUGUCUUUUUCAUUUCUGUGCCAAACGUUUCUGAUUUCAAAUAACUACUUUGUUUGUUUACAUAUUCCAAGAAGGACUGUGCUGGACUGAGUUAAAAUGCGAUAAUAUAAUUAUAUAUAUGUGUAUCACUCUAUUUCCAUUUCAUUGUCACAAAGUGAACCUUUCUUUGUCUGGUGAUGUGGUGUCAAUCUGUCACACACUAAGUAUAUUUUGUGUGUAUGUGUAUUUACUGAGAGUCGUUAUUGAGUGUGAGUGUGCAUGUUUGAUUUCAGUUCUCCUCAUGUGAGCUCUCCAUACAUACACAGGCCAAGGGUCCUGCUUCUUUUGCACAGUCACAGUCAAUGACUGUCCUUUUAUAUGGUGAGAUGUCAGUAGCCUGGUCCCAAAUAUGUUUGUACUAUCUUGCCAACUCCUGGUUUGACAAUGACCUUAUAAGUUGGCGAGACAGCACAAACCGAUCGGGUACCAGGCUAGAAUAUCACAGUUCUGCCUAUUUAUCACAGACAGUCUCCACUUCAAUAUCCCUAUAGAUCUCUCUCAUGUACAGUACUGUAUAUCUGUGUCUGAUGGAAUCGCAGCGCACAGGUGUAAGGUAUUCUGAGGAAGACCCUUACAUUCGGUGCCAUUGUUGUAUGGGUUUAGCAUGGUCCCAGAUCUGUUUGUGUUGUCUUAUAGAAGUUGGAAUGACAGCACAAACAGAUCUGGGGUCAGGCUCGAUGUGAAACGAGACAGGCGAAUCAGUCACCUUAUCUUCCUCUACAUUUCUCAUUCUGUCUCGCUCGUUUCCUUCCUGCUAAUGUUUUUCUGCUGUUGAUUUUUUGUUGAAGCCAUUUUCAUAAAACAUUGUCCACCACUAUCAGUUCGGUUGUUGAACAUGUAUUGUAUGAACAUUUCAUUGCAUUUAAGUGUCACAAGAAUGUUUUCAAAGGCAGCAAUGCAUAUCUUGAGCACGCAGCGUGGACCUCUAAACCAGCAUGUUUAACCCUCUGGGGCGUCUGCUGCUACCACAACUGAUGAUAUAUCCUCCCAUGUACUGCGGAUCUCCCUAUACGAUGGCCAUUCUUUUCCAGACAAAAAAUGUUUGUCAUUUUUAUAGAGUUCAGUUUCUUACUUCUAAAAACAAAAAUGGUAUUGUGUGGCAGUGUUUUAUGAAUCUGGUCAAAUACACGUAUGACUGUGCCUUUGGGAGGUUGUAGAAUGCACUUCAAAUGUUUUUAAUUUCAAAGAUAUAAAAUAAAUUAAGAAUUUUUUAAGUUGUCACACCCUUGCCUUUGUUUUCUCCUCUGAAAUGUACAGACUCGUUUCCGUUGGAGCAGGAUGUGGGUAUUCUACAUUGUGAUGUACAAAGACUGUACUUUCCAUCACAGUGGCUGUGGUGUAUUCAUUAGUGCAAACUGUUUCAGAAAAUAAAUGUUUCUAUUGGACAAAUUUA
Molecule: messenger RNA, 6608 nt
Organism: Salvelinus fontinalis (brook trout)
Lineage: Eukaryota; Metazoa; Chordata; Actinopteri; Salmoniformes; Salmonidae
Product: MHC class II regulatory factor RFX1-like
Exons: 19
Coding region: 180-2921 (913 amino acids)
Biological process (GO): regulation of transcription by RNA polymerase II
Cellular component (GO): nucleus
Molecular function (GO): RNA polymerase II cis-regulatory region sequence-specific DNA binding; DNA-binding transcription factor activity, RNA polymerase II-specific
Source: RefSeq, a predicted model, not a curated record